Molecule: messenger RNA, 1585 nt
Organism: Thermothielavioides terrestris NRRL 8126
Lineage: Eukaryota; Fungi; Ascomycota; Sordariomycetes; Sordariales; Chaetomiaceae
Exons: 5
Coding region: 122-1435 (437 amino acids)
Cellular component (GO): nucleus
Molecular function (GO): metal ion binding
Source: RefSeq, a predicted model, not a curated record
GACCCUCCUCAACGACGACUUGAUAUUAAGGUAUCUACCGGACUUAGCGCUGGAUAGGCUGCGCUUUCCCACGGUAUCAAGACGGAUAGAUCGGCAAGCACUGGCUUUCGCAGCAUUCACGAUGGCGUCGGCAGAGGACCGCGAAAUGAUGGAGAAGAUCGGCCGUUUGGCUGGCCGCAUCAAUCGCUACAAGAACGAGCUGGCGGGCUUCGCCCCGACGCCUGCCGGCCGGCCGCCUCACCACACAGGACCUGUUGACGGAUGGCGCGCGCGUGGAUUUCCUCAUCGUGGCGGCCAUCACAGCGCGCGGAUGCCCGUUUACCGCAACAAGACGCUCAUCCUGAACGGCGCUUCACAGCAGAAGCAAUCGGGCGACCAAGACGCCGGAGCUACGUCGGACGCGUCCUCGUCCUCGUGGGUUACGAAAAACGAUCGACAUUUGCAGCUUAUCAAUUCCAACGUCUACAAGCGAGAUGCGCCGGUGCGGACGGCUGCCAUGGAGCAGGCGCGGCGCCAGAAGCUUGCUCUCAGGGACAAGCAAGAGCGCGCUAAACUGAUCAGCCACCUCAACCACAUGGUAAACAGCGGAGGAUUUGGGUCCGCUAACCAGCAGGCCGCGGCCGAUAAGUACGAGAUUGCCGUUCAGGGCGUGCGCUUCAGGGUCGCCAAGAACGGCAGCAAGCUUAUCAGGGUUCCCGGCGAAAACAACUCGGCCAAGGCGACACCCAAGAUUGCCGUCGUUGGAGGCGUCAGGUUUUAUCGAAGCAAGAACGGUAACCUGUACCGCCACGGCAUCGUGAAAGCCCAGCGGCAAUCGGGCGUCGUCAAGAAAGUCAACGUGCCUUGCAAGCAAUUUUCCAUGACGGGUUCCUGCACCCAAGGCCCGCGCUGCCGCUACGUCCACGACCCACACAAGGUGGCAAUUUGCCGAGAGUUCUUGCAAGGCGGUGGCUGCCAAAGCGGCGAGCACUGCGAUCUGUCGCAUGAGCCCAUUCCCGAGCGCACGCCGACUUGUCUGCAUUUUGCCCGGGAUAGCUGCACCAAACCUGACUGCAAGUAUGCUCACGUGAAAGUGUCACCAGCUGCUCCUGUGUGCCGCGAUUUCGGCUUCUACGGCUACUGCGAGAAGGGCGCCAGCUGCCCGGACCGCCACGUCUUCGAGUGUCCCGACUUCAGCAACACGGGCACCUGUAAGAUCAAGGGCUGUAAGCUGCCGCAUCGGGAGAGGGCAAGCGUCCUGCGGAGAGGAGCUGGCGGACGGGAUCUGUCCAGCAUGGAGGAGGAGGACAAGGAGAUGGCAGAUCUCUCAAGCGACGAGGACGGAGAGUCGAUUGACGAUGACGACGUCGACUCGGAUGAGGUGGACGAGUUUAUUGGCCACGACGAGCACGAGGGUCUUGAAUUCGCGGAGCAGAGGGACUUCAUCGCUCUAUGAUGCUGCUCCCUCUGCCGUGCUCCUUCCUGAUGUCUGAUGCGUUGCGUCCAUCAUCUCUUCCUUGCAUUGCCUGCUGGCAUCGAUACCCCCCAUUGCCUUAUUGCCGUCUUUACUGGGAAAGAAACGGAGUUGGGCCACGGUGAUGGCGCC